AUGGAAGGCCUUAAGUACUGUGCCAGCAAGGGCUUCGCUGUUGCGGGCACCGAGUACUCCACGGCCGGCGAGUGCUUCUGCGGUAACGCGCUGUCGUCGCUCGAGAAGCUCGACGAGCAAAGGAGAGCUCAAAGGCCCCCAUCGUCCCUCAUCGCAUCCGCUUGAUACGAGUAUCCGGUUGCCGGAAUCAUUGAUGAGCCAUUCCUCGAUCCUUUGCACGCCUUGCCUCUCCUUCCACUGUCUCCUGGAUAUGCUUCCGCCAGAGACAGCGAGACAACUGUUUGUCGCGACAGCAGCCCCAGUCAUGGUUUAUGCUGCUAGCAUUUAAAUAUAAGGAGAGAAGAAAAAUGGAUGACGAAAAGGAUAGGACUAGCAAAAGCUCACCAGGUAGCCCCCUUACCCUGGUGGUAGGGAGGUACUGACGUACGCCGACUACGAGAAUCCCCUGAUGUUGGUGGGGAAUUUACUUCGGGAUUAGGCGAGGAGAGAACCCCAACCUAAUGUGAAGAAAUGGCGGCAGAUGAGAAUCGAACUGAGAACGUGCAGAUUGAAGGCGAAGCUUUUACAACUACGCUACCAAAAUGCCUACCCUCAUCUUCAG
This is a messenger RNA of Parathielavia appendiculata, 601 nucleotides long. RefSeq lists its product as uncharacterized. The coding region runs from base 1 to 165 and encodes 54 amino acids. Lineage: Eukaryota; Fungi; Ascomycota; Sordariomycetes; Sordariales; Chaetomiaceae. The transcript is spliced from 2 exons. The record is from RefSeq and is a predicted model, not a curated record.